This is a messenger RNA of Closterium sp. Naga37s-1, 1371 nucleotides long. The record is from the annotation of a GenBank genome assembly. Lineage: Eukaryota; Viridiplantae; Streptophyta; Zygnematophyceae; Desmidiales; Closteriaceae.
AUGGGUGAUGAGAGUAGGGAGAAGGGUGAUGAGAGUAGGGAGAAGGGUGAUGAGAGUAGGGAGAAGGGCGAUGAGAGUAGGGAGAAGGGUGAUGAGAGAAGGGAGAAGGGAGAUGAGAGUAGGCAGAAGGGUGAUGAGAGUAGGGAGAAGGGUGAUGAGAGUAGGGAGAAGAGUGAUGAGAGUAGGGAGAAGGGUGAUGAGAGAAGGGAGAAGGGAGAUGAGAGUAUGGAGAAGGGUGAUGAGAGAAGGGAGAAGGGAGAUGACAGUAGGGAGAAGGGUGAUGAGAGUAGGGAGAAGGGUGAUGAGAGUAGGGAGAAGGGGGAAAGGGGAGAUGAGAGUAGGGAGAUGGGUGAUGAGAGUAGGGAGAAGGGUGAUGAGAGUUGGGAGAAGGGUGAUGAGAGUAGGGAGAAGGGUGAUGAGAGUUGGGAGAAGGGUGAUGAGAGUAGGGAGAAGGGUGAUGAGAGUAGGGAGAAGGGAGAUGAGAGUAGGGAGAAGGGUGAUGAGAGUAGGGAGAAGGGUGAUGAGAGUAGGCAGAAGGGUGAUGAGAGUAGGGAGAAGGGUGACAAAUUCAAAUAUACCUACCAGAGCAACUUCAGCUUUGUUCGGAAGUGCAUGGGUGAUGAGAGUAGGGAGAUGGGUGAUGAGAGAAGGGAGAAGGGAGAGGAUAGUAGGGAGAAGGGUGAUGAGAUUAGGGAGAAGGGUGAUGAGAGUAGGGAGAAGGGUGAUGAGAGUAGGGAGAUGGGUGAUGAGAGUAGGGAGAAGGGUGAUGAGAGUAGGAAGAAGGGUGAUGAGAGUAGGGAGAAGGGAGAUGAGAGUAGGGAGAAGGGUAAUGAGAGUAGGGAGAAGGGUGAUGAGAGUAGGGAGAAGGGUGAUGAGAGUAGGAAGAAGGGUGAUGAGAGUAGGGAGGAGGGAGAUGAGAGUAGGGAGAAGGAAGAUGAGAGUAGGGAGAAAGGUGAUGAGAGUAGGGAGAAGGGAGAAGGGAGAAGGGAAAGGAAGCGCAUGGGUGAUGAGAGUAGGGAGACGGGUGAUGAGAGAAGGGAGAAGGGAGAGGAGAGUAGGGAGAAGGGUGAUGAGAGUAGGGAGAAGGGUGAUGAGAGUAGCGAGAAGGGUGAUGAGAGUAGGGAGAAGGGUUAUGAGAGUAGGGAGAAGGGUGAUGAUAGUAGGGAGAAGGGUGAUGAGAGUAGGGAGAAGGGAGAUGAGAGUAGGGAGAAGGGUAAUGAGAGUAGGGAGAAGGGUGAUGAGAGUAGGGAGAAGAGUGAUGAGAGUAGGGAGAAAGGUGAUGAGAGUAGGGAGAAGGGAGAUGAGAAUAGGGAGAAGGGAGAUGACAGUAGGGAGAAAGGUGAUGAGAGUAGAGAGAAGGGAGAAGGGUGA